This is a messenger RNA of Mercenaria mercenaria, 1347 nucleotides long. RefSeq names its product beta-1,3-galactosyltransferase 1-like. Lineage: Eukaryota; Metazoa; Mollusca; Bivalvia; Venerida; Veneridae. Gene Ontology annotation, cellular component: membrane. The coding region runs from base 151 to 1146 and encodes 331 amino acids. Gene Ontology annotation, molecular function: hexosyltransferase activity. The transcript is spliced from 2 exons. The record is from RefSeq and is a predicted model, not a curated record.
UUAUUAAUCACCUUAAACAUCAUCUCAUCCAUUGCAAGGUAUAUAUUAGACAGUAACCGCGCAAAUCAGUUAAACGUGGUUUAUGCUCGGUGAAGUCACUUGUUUACAGUAUUGUGUAUGGAUGUUACGUAGGAAAUAUAUUACGGAAUUAUGUCGAAGUUCUUUCUAGAUGCAUUUACACGAAAAAAACUGUUUACGAUUUUAAUUAUUUUAUGGUUUACAUAUAUGUUCACAUGUUUUAAUGAGUUUUCUACAGAUAAAUAUCCGCAUAAACGAAUAAAUUAUGUGCUGAAAAAGGAUAAUGUUAAAAUUAAAUUGACUUGUAACAAAUGUUUUACACCGAAUGUUUCAUACUUAAUAAACAACGAAAAUAUAUGCAGAAAUGACGAACCAGACAAAACCAUUGAUAUUUUGAUACUAAUUUCAACAGUAAGCGAUCAUUUUGAAAUUCGACAAACUCUUAGGUCAACAUGGCUAAGUUUCACAAGAAAAAACACUGCUAAUGUACGUUAUGCGUUCCUUCUUGGUGAUAGAAGUGAUACUGUUGUACAGACGUCUGAUAUUAAGGAAAAUGCUAAACACAAAGACAUUGUAAAAGGAAAUUUUGUCGAUUCAUACCGUAACCUAACUUAUAAAACUAUCCUGGGACUUCAAUGGGCAGUUUCGUUCUGUUCAAGUGCAAGGUUUGUUUUAAAAACAGACGAGGAUGUGUUUGUCAAUAUACCAAAUAUUUUGAAAUUGAUUUACAAUGAAAGUGAAGAUUUGGACAAGACUUUGGUUGGACACUGUACCAGUGUACAGCCAGUGGAAAGAAGUGCGAGUUCAAAAUCUUACAUUCCGAAGAGUAUGUAUACUAAUGACACAUAUCUACCAUUUUGCUCUGGGACUGGUUAUAUUUCAAGCAUGGUUUUAAUAAAGGACAUAUACAACGUGUCCAUUAAUGUUACUUUCUUCCCCUUAGAAGAUGUUUAUAUUGGGAUAUGUGCGAAAGUAUUAAGAGCUAAACUAAAAGAUAUAAAGGGUUUUGCAAGUGAUACUCCUAAACGAAAUCACUGUAUUGUGAAAGAUAAAAACAUUUACACAAUUCAUAAAGUUAGCUCUAGUGAACUUAAAUACAUUUGGACGUCUUCCUGCCCAAGUUUGUGAAAAAAAUAAUUUACAAUCUUACAGUCGACAGUGCUUGAAAUCCACAUGCAGUUACGUUGGCAAUUUCAGCACCCUACUGUCAUGAAUUUGUGUAUGACGUUUUCAAAUGCGCAUCGACCACUUCGAGAACGGGAUGUCGUGGGUUCGAUCCCCGGCCACGUCAUUCCAAAGACGUGAAAAUGGUACCAGUAGUUCUCUUGC